Messenger RNA from Vicugna pacos (alpaca), 3986 nucleotides. It is a transcript of the gene SWT1, whose product is annotated as SWT1 RNA endoribonuclease homolog. The record is from RefSeq and is a predicted model, not a curated record. NCBI's taxonomy places the organism in Eukaryota, Metazoa, Chordata, Mammalia, Artiodactyla, Camelidae. Gene Ontology annotation, cellular component: nucleus.
GUGGUUCUGGCCUGGCCCUGCGUCUGGGGCAGCCCCGCUCCCGGGGUAGGGUCUUGUGUGUACCUGCCCCGCCAGUGGGCCGCGGCGUUUUGCGAGCCGCGGACGUGCUCGCCAGGCAGUCAGGUGGACUUGGAGUUGGGAUCUGCUCUUCAUCUCCCACCUUCACCCACACCGUGACCGGAACACUCUCUUCCUUUUGUUUUUAUUUUUGCUCUGACCUACAUAUUCCCAGUAGCAGCGCUACGCUGUAGUAGUAAGAGUUCUGUGGUUACGGAUUUUUUUACAGGGGGGAGGGUGCCCUACGCUUGUAUUUAGGCUUUUAAUACCCAGAACUCUUGUGUGUGUUGAGCUUCGGGGCACUCGACUGAUGCAAUUCACAUCCCUCAGGGCAUAUGCCGCUUUUCAAAAUGUCUAACAAAGACUCUUGUGGAAAAAAGGAGAAGUCUUGGAGAAAAGACACCACCUCAUCGCCUAAUGUUGAUAAAGAUAAGAAGGAGGAAGAAAUCUCAGCAAGUUCUGCUAGUUCAGCUUGCACUGUAAGAUCCACUUCAUCAGAGAAGAGAAAAUUGAAAUCAGACCAUACAGAUAUUCUAUCCUGUAAUAUAAAAAGAAGACAAGAACUGAAAAGACUGACUGUAGAAACUGACACUUCAAGAAAGAGGCCAAGAAUCAGUUCUUCAUCCCAAGGACCAGUUAAACUCCAAGAAACAUCAUAUUCAAAUGACAGUCAAAUCAUUUCACAGAGUCCUUCUCCAAACAGAACCAGAAAAGAUAUAAAUAAAUGUGUAGAUCUUAAAGUUAUUAAAUUGACAAAUGUUAGGAGUAAGCUGGACCAUGUUAAAAACUUUAAUAGUCCUAGGAUUACCAAAGAUGUGAAGCCUAAAGCCGAAGGCCAGCCAAGUGAAAAAAAAUGGCCUAAUUUACUUGCUCAGCGGGAGAAGAUGAAGGAACUCAAGAAAGAAAGGCACAAUAAAUUUAGAGACGGUUCUGAAAAGUGUGUUUUGGAGAAAUACAAGGGAAUCCAAUUUUCUCAGGAUUAUAAUUCCAACAAGAUAAUUAAGGAACCCCUUGAAUCCAGAAGAAGGAAGAUCAGUUUCAAAAUCCCAGUGAAAUCCCACAAUACCCUUCAGAAGCUUGUAGAAGAAAAUGUCUUCAGUCUAGAUUCUAACAAGUCAAAGGCGAAGCAAGAGAACACAGGAUGCCGAGAAGGCGCCCAGGUUUCAUUGAAUUUGACAAGGCACAAAAGUGAACAUUUAUUUUCAGAUCCCUCAUAUGCAGAGACUGUCCGUGAGUGGAAAGGAAAAUAUCCUGAGCAUCGGGAAAGUGAUGGUUCGAUUUCUAGCGAAAGCCUAAUGCAGAGUUUUGAAGCACCGUGUUCUUCAGUGUCACUUGAAAGUAUUCAAGAAACAGAUCAAGAGAUGCAGAUAGUAGAAGAGCUCCAUGCUGCACGAGUGGGAAGAAGUGUGGAUUUACCUGUGCUCCCGCCUCCUGGAGAGUUAAUGAGUAUGGAGAUUGACUUGGUGGAAGAUGAUGCGCAGCCCUCUGCUGCAAAUACUGCUUCAGACAAAAAGCUUCUAAUUGUUAUUGAUACAAAUAUUCUGAUGAAUCACCUCAAAUUUGUUAGAAUGUUGAAGACAACAGAAAUCCCAGGCUUUGACAGACUUGUGUUAAUAAUUCCCUGGGUUGUUGUGCAAGAGCUGGAUCGUAUGAAAGCAGGAAAAUUACUGAAACAUGCCCAGCACAAAGCUGUACCUGCAGUUCAUUUCAUCAACGACAGUCUCAAAAAUCAAGAUAGAAAGCUAUGGGGUCAGUCAAUACAACUUGCAUCUCAAAAACUUUAUGGAUUGAGUGAUGAGAACAAUGACGAUCGUGUAUUAAAGUGCUGUCUUCAGUACCAGGAAUUAUUCCCUUGUUCUCUUGUUAUUUUGUGCACGGAUGAUAGAAAUUUAAGAAACAAAGGCCUAAUAAGUGGUGUGAAGUCACUGAGUAAAGAAGAAUUGAGUGGAGAGUUAUUAAACUUGUCUCUGAACACAGAUGUAUGUCAUCAGCCUUGUAUAUCUAAACAACAGUUGAAAGCAGAGGCAACAUCUUUGGAGGAGAACUUUGAGGAAGAAUCUACAAAUUCUGGGCUACUCAUUCAACUCGAAAGCAUUGUAUCUGAUCUUGAAAAAUCUCUUGGAACAGCUUUAUCUUCAAUAUUAGAAACAGAAAUGAAAAUCGCUUUUGGAAACCUCUGGAUGGAGAUUCUGUACUUGAAACCACCGUGGACUUUAAUACAUUUAUUACAGUGCUUUAGAAAACACUGGUUGGCUGUAUUUGGAUUAGUUAUGGAAAAGAGCUUGCUUGUAACUGUUGAGAGCCUAUAUGAAAAUCUCUAUAAAGCUAAUAAUGCAGUGGAUAUUAAAACAGUGAAAUUCCUGCUUCAGGAUUCUAAAAGUCUGCUACAUGCUUUCAGUACAAGGUCAAAUUAUGAUGGCAUUCUUCCACAGGCCUUUGCUCAAGUAAACAAACUACUCCAAACAUUUUCAGAGGUCAAGGCAAAAUUUAAACGAAGUCCUUCAGAAAAUACACCGGGUAAAAAUCAAGAAAAUACUUCUUCGAUGAAAUCUAACAACCAAGAAAUCGCCAUUUUCUCAGGUUCUCCCCAGCCCAAUAGGCAUCAAGAAAUCUGGUCUAUCCUAGAGAAUGUUUGGAUUACAAUAUAUCAAAACAGCAUGGAUGUGUUUCAAAGAUUGGGCUCAAAUUCAGCUCUGACAUCUUCAAAAUUAGCAUCAUUUGAAGAAGCAUUUGUAUAUCUUCAGAAGUUAAUGGCAGCUGUUAAGAAUAUUCUUGGAGGAAUUCAGAGGAUUUUGGCCCCCAAUAGUAAUUAUCAAGAUGUUGAGACCCUCUAUAACUUCCUAAUCAAGUAUGAGGUAAAUAAAAAUGUCCAAUUUACUGCCCAGGAACUUUAUGAGUGUGUUUCACAGACUGAGUAUCGGGAAAAGUUAACCAUCGGAUGCCGCCAACUGGUUGAGAUGGAACAUACCAUGCAGCAGUGCAAUGCAUCCGUCUAUAUGGAGGCCAAAAACAGGGGAUGGUGUGAAGACACGCUCAAUUAUAGGACCUAAGUGCUGAUUUGUAACUUAGAAGGAAUUGCAUUUGUCUUCAAGAACAACAGAAUAGCUUUCAACCUUUUGUGCCAAACCCGAGAUUCUUGCAAGAAAUGUCUCAUUGGUACAAAAAGAUGAUUGCCUAUUACUGGCAAUCUCAUUGAGGUUCUAAAAAGCCUAAUGCAUCCAUUGUGGGAUAAACUGUGGACUCAACUCUUCUGAAGUUGACCAUACCUCCCUACCUCUACUCCUAACACUGAGCCAGUAUGUAUGUCUAAGGAAAGGAGAGCCAUCUUUUCAGUCAUCUUAGGGCAGGAGGAACUGUGGCGUCUGAGGAGGGCCCAGUACAUAGUGUUAACAUCUCUCUCAACCCUAAAUAUGAGUACAUGACCAGAGACAUUUCCAAACCUCAAGAAAGAAUUCAGACGUGACCAGGGUCCCUAUCUGCCACGAGUGAAAUCUUACCCUGGGCUGUUUGAUGUUCAGACUGUCUUCCAUGUAGACCUGGGGCACGCAGUGCACAUCCCUUCCACCUCCCCUAAGGUGGUAGAAAUAAAAUUUUGGCUUCAGCUCCACCCUGCUACAUAGCAUCUUCUCUUCUUCCUUGGGCUUGUCACUUUUCAGUGCAUUCUGAUUGGAAGAACAGGGAAACCCCUUUGCUGAGUUUCCCCUUAAAUGUGAAACAGCAUGGGUUUAUGGGAUCAGGUGGCAGUGGCUGAUGUUGGCCCCUAGCUGAACCAAGUGUUUAAUUGACAUUUCUUACUUAGUUAUACAGUAAGUUGAAAAUCCUUGUUUACUAAAGUAUAUUAUGCUUUUCUUAAUACAUUAGAUUAAAUCGAAUUUGCUAUUCUAAAUGUUAAUUUAUUUUUAAAAAAAACAAUAAAUUAUUGUUAGUGA